GGAUGUAGGCAGAGGAAAUCUGAGGUAUGCCUCCAUCCCUCCCUCUAGGCUCCAUUCCUCCUCCGUCCACCCCUUCGCUGUCAUCUCGUCGCAUCUCUUCAGUCUCUCAUGCACCUGUCUCAUCAUAAAACCAUGACAACUCACUCACGGCGGAAAUUUAAACGUUUUGUAACACGGCACCACUGAAGUAACAAUGCCAGGUACCGAAUAACGUCGAGAUAAGAGAAAAAUCCCGUCACCGUGUCGACAAGCAAUCGCGCGACCUCCUCGCCGAAGUCACGCUCCGAUACGCAACAUCACACGCGUGCCAAGGGGAGAGCGUUUACGCGCGGCAGAUGCGUCCCUAUCCUCGCUGAGAUGAUGGCUCUGUGGACGCUCUUCUGCAUCCUCGCCAUUGUGAAAACAUGUUUGACCUGCAGGCAGUCAUGGAGCAGAUACAGAAGAGAGACUGGUGGAGCAUCUUCUUAAUCCGGCCCAUUACAAUAAACUGAUUAGACCAGCGACCAAUGGCUCUGAAUUGGUGACGGUGCAACUGAUGGUCUCACUUGCCCAGCUCAUCAGUGUGCACGAGAGAGAGCAGAUAAUGACCACUAAUGUCUGGCUUACACAGGAGUGGCAGGACUACAGGCUAAUAUGGAGCCCGGAUGAGUUUGAUGGCAUGAAGAAAGUUCGCCUUCCCUCCAAACAUAUUUGGUUACCUGAUGUUGUCCUUUACAACAAUGCUGAUGGGAUGUAUGAGGUCUCCUUCUACUCCAACGCUGUCGUCUCCUAUGAUGGAAGUGUCUUCUGGUUGCCACCAGCCAUCUACAAGAGUGCCUGUAAAAUUGAGGUGAAGCACUUUCCAUUCGACCAGCAGAACUGCACGCUAAGCUUUCGUUCGUGGACGUACGACCGCACGGAAGUGGACCUGGUUCUGCGCGCGGAUGUGGCCAGCAUGGACGAUUUCACACCGAGCGGAGAAUGGGACAUCAUCGCACUUCCCGGACGCAGGAACGAGAACCCCUCCGACCCUACCUACGUAGAUAUCACCUACGACUUCAUCAUCCGUCGCAAACCCCUCUUCUACACCAUCAACCUCAUCAUCCCAUGCGUCCUCAUCACCUCGUUGGCCAUCUUGGUGUUUUACCUCCCAUCAGACUGUGGUGAGAAGAUGACUCUUUGCAUCUCCGUGCUCCUGGCUCUCACUGUGUUCCUCCUUCUGAUCUCCAAGAUCGUGCCGCCAACGUCUCUGGACGUUCCUCUGGUUGGGAAGUACCUGAUGUUCACCAUGGUGCUGGUGACUUUUUCUAUCGUGACAAGCGUGUGCGUGUUGAACGUGCAUCACCGGUCGCCCACCACCCACACGAUGCCACCGUGGGUCAAGCUUGUGUUUCUCAACAAGCUCCCCGCAUUGCUUUUCAUGAGACAACCGCGCAACAGCAGCGAACGGCAACGUUUGCGACAGCGUCGCCGUGCCAAUGAACAGCAGGAAGGUGGGUUGGCUGCAGGGCUUAUGGCGGGGCUGGGCCUGGGCGUGUCUUCAUCUGGGAGUAAAGAAAGCAAUGAGGCAUGCACUUGCUACGUAAACCGAGCCUCAGUAAAACAGUUCGGGGCGGAGUUGGGUGGCGGGGGGUCGACGGAUGGACUGAAUGGGUUGAGGGAAGGGGGCAGAGAGGCCAGGGAAGGAGGUUCGAAUACAUUGCAGAGCUCUGCUGUUCCUCGAGGGAAGCAACAGACCCCUACUGUCCUCACACAGGCCCUGUUGGCCCAGGCCUGCCCAGGGUUCGAUGAGGCUGUGGAUGGAGUCCGCUUCAUAGCAAACCACAUGAAGAGUGAGGAUGAUGAUCGUAGUGUGAGCGAGGACUGGAAGUACGUUGCUAUGGUAAUCGAUCGCCUGUUCCUCUGGAUCUUUGUGUUUGUGUGUGUUUUUGGCACAAUCGGGAUGUUUCUUCAACCGCUGUUCCAAAACUACACAGCUAAAACUAUUACCCACUCACCUGGCUGACAAACCCCCUAACACCACGACACCAAGAGACGCUACCCACCAUCAGUCGCGAGGGGAAAAGGGAGGUCUGCCCAAGAGGAAGGGAAUUAUAACGGGUCAAUGUGUUUCUCUGGACUAAUCUUUUAGGUUUAUACAAACCUUUUGGGAAUAUAAAAACAUACAAUCUGGAUUUGGUUCAGGAUAUUCAUGCAAGAUGUCCGGUCCUUGUCCCCUCCUUUUAGGUGAAAACCACAGAAGCCAGUCGGAGAGGAAGGGGACACCAGUUUACCAGUUGCUCUGCAAAUCUAAAGCCAUGCACGCCCAUAAACUCCACAAUUAUGAGCCCUUUGCAGUUACACAGUCACUUAUAGAUGCAACCAAGUCAAAAAACAUUUACAUGCCAAUCCUUUUUUUUAUUGAAAACACAGCAGGUACUUGUUUCUGUGCAAACAUAUGUCUGGUUCUUGGAAACAGGGCUUUAAUGCAGUAUUGUAUUAUUUAUAUAAUCAAUAAGUGAAUUGUUUUAACACAACACACAUUAUGAAAGUUGGCACAACAAAAUUGGCUUGUUGUUUGCAAGUGGAGCAGGUUAAAUAUGGCAAAUGAGUGAGGACUUUUGAUUUAUCAUUAAAUGGGUCUCUGUGGCCUACUGUAUUGGAGACAUUACGUGGUCCCAACGUGGGCAGGCAGACUGACUAAUACAAAAACAGCAGAGUCUAAAGGUAUCUUAGUACUCCUGCAGGAGAACACACAGAUAAAGUAAAAGGCAUGAUUAUAUUCUGUUUCACUGUUUAUCUGUCCACGUUUUCAGAUUUGAUAAACUGACUAAAUGCGAGCAUUGCAAUGAUGUUAAGCCUCCUAUAAAUUUAAUCUUUAUGCCCUUUUAUUUUCUUAUCUCCUUUGCUCCUCUGUGCUUCUUUUCAUUGCUACAGUAUAAUCUAUGCUCUUAUACAUUGCAAAAUGCAUUGCAGUGCACACUGUAUAUCAAGUCUGUAUUUAAGAGUCUAGUCCAGCGCAAGAGGACAGUAUACUUUCACACUAACACACAUUAAUUUGAAUUGUCUGUCACACAAUUUCUAUUCACCGUUUUGUUUUGCAACCUUUUGUAAACCUGUUCUGCAUUACUGCUCAUUUACAUUAAAUGCUAUAUAGGUUACUAUGAAUAUAUAUAAAGCCAGUGACCUACACCAUUCCUGUAUUCUAAAACACAGCCGGUCAGCCAUUUUGAAGUUUCAUUGAUUUUGAUGUCGGAAGGUCAAAAAUUGCAAGAUCAGAGAACAGUGAAUCUGCAUAGUCAAUACGCUGCUGACAUCUCAUGAGUCAUGAUUACAAAGCAAAGCAAUAAAAUCAAAGCUAUUUCCUCUGCUAAGUGGACCUACAAAUGUUUCUUCGAGUUUACACAUUGCAUCUUUCUGGUAAAGUCCUCAAAUUCAUCUACACUCACCUAAAGGAUUAUUAGGAACACAAUACUAAUACUGUGUUUGAUCCCUUUUCGGCUUCAGAACUGCCUUAAUUCUACGUGGCAUUGAUUCAACAAGGUGCUGAAAGCAUUCUUUAGAAAUGUUGGCCCACAUUGAUAGGAUAGCAUCUUGCAGUUGAUGGAAAUUUGUGGGAUGCACAUCCAGGGCACGUUCCACCACAUCCCAAAGAUGCUCUAUUGGGUUGAGAUCGGGGGACUGUGGGGGCCAUUUUAGUACAGUGAACUCAUUGUCACGUUCAAGAAACCCAUUUGAAAUGAUUCGAGCUUUGUGACAUGGUGCAUUAUCCUGCUGGAAGUAGCCAUCAGAGGAUGGGCACAUGGUGGUCAUAAAGGGAUAGACAUGGUCAGAAACAAUGCUCAGGUAGGCCGUGGCAUUUAAAUGAUUCCCAAUUGGCACUAAGGGGCCUAAAGUGUGCCAAGAAAACAAGGUAACAAGGCAUGAUGGAUCCAUUUUAUAAUUCUGUUUACGCCAAAUUCUGAUUCUACCAUCUGAAUGUCUCAACAGAAAUCGAGACUCAUCAGAGCAGGCAAUAUUUUUUCAGUCUUCAACUGUCCAAUUUUGGUGAGCUCCUGCAAAUUGUAGUCUCUUUUUCCUAUUUGUAGUGGAGAUGAGUGGUACCCGGUGGGGUCUUCUCUGCUGUUGUAGCCCAUCCGCCUCAUGGUUGUGUGUGUUGUGGCUUCACAAAUGCUUUGCUGCAUACCUCGGUUGUAACAAGUGGUUAUUUCAGUCAAAGUUGCUCUUCUAUCAGCUUGAAUCAGUCGGCCCAUUCUCCUCUGACCUCUAGCAUCAACAAGGUAUUUUUGCCCACAGGACUGCUGCAAACUGAAUGUUUUUCCCUUUUCACAUCAUUCUUUGUAAACCCUAGAAAUGGUUGUGUGUGAAAAUCCCAGUAACUGAGCAGAUUGUGAAAUACUCAGACCAGCCCGUCUGGCACCAACAACCAUGCCACGAUCAAAAAUGACCACACCCCUAAAUGCAUUGAAGCAACUGCCAUGUGAUUGGAUGAUUAGAUCAUUGCAUAAUGAGAAAUUGAACAGGUGUUCCUAAUAAUCCUUUAGGUGAGUGUAUAUAGUUCAUUAAACCGAUUACACAAACACAUUCACCUACGGAUUAAAAUGAUUUUCUGCACUAGCACUCGAAAUGACCUCGCUCUUUUACUGGCCGUGCUUUGUUGCAUACUUCAUGAGUUUACUGCUGUAGUGCUGUGGCUCUGUCAAUCACAAUACCUUCCUCUAAUGUGUACAUUCCCCUCACCAGCACUGAUCUUCAGAAAGCCCUGUUACAAACCACAGAGAUGCACAGUACAGCUGCUAUAUUAAAUUACAUGUUCUAACCAUUAGCUUUUAAAGACAUUACAGUAUAAGAGUCAUGUGAAUUAUUUUGUUUGGGCUCCAAAUGGCUUGAGUUCUCCAAUGACUCACCUUUGCCCUUACACCUAUUUAUAAGAGCAAUGAGGCUGUAUUCACCUCCACAACGAGUUUCUCUAUUUAUUAAAGCAUCCUGUCUGAGAAAGAGAGAGGAAGGAUUUUAUAUCCAAGCACUAAGGAAUGACGGAAGUUAUGCAACACCACAAUCAAAUCAACCUAUUCAGUACUGCAAUAAUACUGUGACAUCACUUUGAUUAUGUGUGAAACCAUGUGUUGGCCAAUAAGUGUGUGCACUGUCUUAUUUACACAACAAUGGCACUAAAAUAUCUGCCUCCUACUCUCACUUCCUUCCCUUGGCUGACGUAUCAUCACAUAUAUCCUGUCAAAUAAAGUUUAGAAGUUUAUUAUACCA
This is a messenger RNA of Misgurnus anguillicaudatus (oriental weatherfish), 5223 nucleotides long. It is a transcript of the gene chrnb2, whose product is annotated as cholinergic receptor, nicotinic, beta 2. The record is from RefSeq and is a predicted model, not a curated record. Gene Ontology annotation, biological process: monoatomic ion transmembrane transport. Gene Ontology annotation, molecular function: transmembrane signaling receptor activity; acetylcholine-gated monoatomic cation-selective channel activity. Lineage: Eukaryota; Metazoa; Chordata; Actinopteri; Cypriniformes; Cobitidae. Gene Ontology annotation, cellular component: postsynaptic membrane.